AUGAUUGCGCACGAGUACACUGCGCCGCCCCAGAGACCGGCUAUCCGCCGCAAGUCUUCGGCCCAGAACCUUCUUACGUCCUUCAAGCCGCCCCAGUCGGCUACCUCCCCAGGUUUCUCAGCCCCCACUCCGACUCAGAGUUACAUGUCAGGCCAUCAGAAGGAGGCAGACGCUCAGAGCCAGCACUCGGACUCCCAUGGAAGCUCUUCGACAUACGUGGGCUCGGGCUCGUCUAGUGUCAAUGGCACCCCGUCGCUCCCUGCUGGGACGAAUAUCGAGUAUAUACGAGACCUUGUUCAGAAGCGUAUCAUCACCCUCACCUACCUUCGCAAUGUACAUGAAGGGCAAGCUCACUGGUUCCAUACCAUUCACCUCUCUCGAGCUGAGCUCAACAAGCACUUCAACAAUAGCAACAUGAAGAAGCGAACGCAACGUUUCACCAUCCUCGCCAUGUCUCUCUCCAAUCUGCUCGACAUCCCACAAGGCCAAGACUUUCUCCGUGGGCUCGUCAACACCGUUACCGAGUUCGAGACUGGCAAAAUCGAUUCUGUCAAAGAGGAGGCUGAGCGGCCCAAGAUUCGCCUGUUCAAAACGAAAGUGGGCAAGCGACAAGCAGGCGGUUUUGCGGAGUACACAAUGCCCUAUCAGGACGGGUCGGACUCGUACCUCGUCGCGCCUCACCUCCCCUUCGCGCUCGACUAUCAUGAAACCCUCCUUUCCCUGCUCGACGUUCUCUCCGAAACAUACAAUAAAAUAUCGCGCGUCCUGGGACCUUCUCCAUUCCCACAUGGCUCCGGGCAGCACAUGAUGGGCCCACUUGGCCUCCUCGCGCCGCACCCGGGCGUCUCGUACCUCUUCAACUCCAACUCGUCAUCGACCAAGCCAGGGCCAAGCGAAGGCGGCGACAGCAGUCUGUGGGGAAUCGCACACGCGGGGUACGUUGGCGUUGGCGGGCCGCUAGCGGGUGCGGGGAUGGGCAUGGGCGGACUGGGCAGUCCACCGCCGAGCUGGACGUCCGGGUUGGGGGAUAUGGUGAUUAAGGCGGAUGCGAAGAUGAAGAGAUUGACGACGAUCCUCCUGAAGGAGCUCGACGAGGUCGCGCGCAGCGGUAUCAAGGACGAGCUCUCGAGCCUGAAUCCACUGCUCCGCAACCUACAGCAGAGCUUCGACAACGGCACCAGCCUAGACUUCGAAGGCUAAACCGCCGCUGCCUCAUCCUCUUUCGCUUGCGCUGCCCUUGAUCUUGUCGUCGCCGCGCCCUCGCUGGCUUUCCCACGAUCACUCGAACUGGCUCAGCUUCGAGUUCCCACGGUGCGCCACGUCAAGCGCGCCGCGAACAUCAGGUCGAGUAGGGGCAGCCACCACUUAUCUUAUGUAGUUUGUACCAUCUGACGCGUGACAUAUUUCUUACCUCUGGACUUAGCUAGGAUUAACAAUAGGGUUUUGUAUAGUAGUGUACUUUUAGCACCCGGGAUAGACGUUAGACUAUGAGAGGAUACCCCC
Messenger RNA from Coniophora puteana RWD-64-598 SS2, 1503 nucleotides. RefSeq lists its product as uncharacterized. The coding region runs from base 1 to 1200 and encodes 399 amino acids. The transcript is spliced from 6 exons. Lineage: Eukaryota; Fungi; Basidiomycota; Agaricomycetes; Boletales; Coniophoraceae. The record is from RefSeq and is a predicted model, not a curated record.